UCGAAAAUCAGUGUCGCGAUAGACCGUAUCUCGCAAGAAUCGCCGUUCAAGUGUUUCCAUAGGCAAUACGUGUGCUAUCGGUGUCACGUAUCAUUGAGCGGAAAAGUUUUUUAAGUACUACUCCUCGCGCUCUAUCGGUAAAUCGUUUCCCGAACAAUCGCGAACCGUUGCCACAACGACAGAAACGGCUAGCCCGUGUUUCCGCUCUGCCUUUGACCGAAGAUCAGAAAAAUGUCUCGCAUUGAAACGUCGAUGCGUUGUCUCGCGUUGCUGCGAUCGCCGUUAUGUUCGGCGAAUAGUCGCUGCGCGCACACCGACUUGCCGAAAGUCAACUUUCAAGAAUAUCGUAGGAAAAAAUUAAAAGACCCGAACGUAUCAGCGAGGAAAAGCAUCGACGAACGAAGAGCCGCAACUUAUGCGGCAUCUUUCGUUGGUAGCGUCGCUGGAAUGUACGGAUUCAAAUCUCACUUGUUGCAUUAUGUCAUGUUUAUGGCCCCUUCGCGAGAAGUUCUCGCGGAAGCGCAAAUAGAAAUUAGUUUGCAAGGCAUAACUGUUGGAAAAGUGUCGGUUCUCAAGUGGCGGGGAAAACCAAUCUUCGUUUAUCACCGUCCACAGUCGAUGAUCGAUCAAGAGCAACAGGUAAAUGUCUCGGAGCUGAGAGAUCCUCAAUCGGACGAUGAAAGAACGAAAAAACCAGAAUGGUUGAUCGUAGUGGGCAUUUGUACGCAUCUCGGCUGCGUACCCGUCCCCAAUGCCGGUAUCAUACCCGGUGGUUUUUUUUGUCCGUGCCACGGUUCCCAUUUCGAUGCAUCUGGACGCAUACGCAAGGGACCAGCGCCCACGAACAUGGAAAUACCCGAAUACAGAUUCCUCGAUGACGACACGGUCCUCGUCGGUUGAUUUCCUCUUUCGUCUUUCUUCCUCGCACUCUUCCUUUCAACGCUUUUCUUUUAUAUUCCUUUACAACUUAUAAUUUUAUAACGUUCCAUUCUCGCUGUUUUAUCUUUUCGAAUUUAUUCAUUCUCUACGAAGUUAUUCAGCGCCCCCUUAACCGUAAAUUUAUACGCGCGAAACGAUACACGAUAGAAUCGAUCUCGUUUUCUUUUUUUUUCUUUACUGACGCAGUUCUCGUCCUCGCCACACUCGAUGUUGUCGACCAAGAAAUAACCUU
Messenger RNA from Megachile rotundata (alfalfa leafcutting bee), 1171 nucleotides. Its product is annotated as cytochrome b-c1 complex subunit Rieske, mitochondrial. Gene Ontology annotation, cellular component: membrane. Gene Ontology annotation, molecular function: 2 iron, 2 sulfur cluster binding; quinol-cytochrome-c reductase activity. NCBI's taxonomy places the organism in Eukaryota, Metazoa, Arthropoda, Insecta, Hymenoptera, Megachilidae. The record is from RefSeq and is a predicted model, not a curated record.